AUGUAUAAAGACCAAAUUCCUUUCGAAACAGAAUGGAGCAAGGCUCAUCCAACAGUUCUUCGGUUAUUGAAACAACAAAAUGUCAACAAGUUAGAAUGGCAGGACUUAUUCUGUAUCGUUUAUAAUAUACAUUCUUGGGUACAUGAGGGAGCAGCUCAGGUUAGGCAAGCGCUUUCCGCCGAUAUAGCACAAUAUGUUUCCGAUACUCAUCAGAAAAUUAGUUGUAAAACAGAAGAGUUUGAUCUUCUGAAUAUUUAUAUUGAAGAAUGGAACCGUUUUUAUACCCAAACUAAUAUAUUGCCUCUUCCUUUUAAGGUAAUUGAAAACACCGAUGACAUGCAUCCCCUAAAUCGAUCCGAACGUUCUUCUACCUCUAGAAAUCGUCCUGUUAAAGAAGUUAUGCUAAGUUGUUGGAAUCAAACGAUAUUCACGUCCAUUUCACAGAAGUUAUUGAGCGCCGCAGAAAAGCUCAUUGAGCAAGAGAGAAACGGCGAAUCCUUCAACGCUCUUCUGGUUAUAGGAGUACGAGAAAGCUUCGUGGCUCUUAAUGAAGAUACCUGUGAUUCUGAUGAUAAGCUCGGUGUGUACAGAAAUACCUUCGAGAAGUCUUAUAUUGAUAGUACAUCCAACUAUUACAAAAAAAGAGCAUCAGAAUACUUACUCAAUUACGGCGUGAUCAACUACAUGUUAUACGCGGAUAAAAAGCUAGAUGAGGAGGAAAAUAGAGCUCGGAAGUAUCUUGAUCCAAACCCAGAAAGUAUUGGAAAGCUCGUGGAAAGCUGUGUUCAAAUACUCGUUAUAGAAUUUGAAGAACAAAUAUUAGCAGUUUGUCCAGGACUCAUUGAGAGAAACGACGUGGAGAAAUUACAAAUGUUAUACCGCUUGGUCAAGAGAACUCCAACUGGCAUUGAAAUCAUAUUAAAAUGUAUCGAUGAACAUAUCCGUCAUGAAGGCUUGAAUGAUAUGAAAAGCAAUGCAGAAACCAUAACUGUUGACCCUGAGAAGUACGUGACCCAACUGCUCUGUAUGUUCGAGAAGUUCAGCGCUCUUGUUAAAGACGGUUUCUGCGACGAUGCCAGGCUUUUGACCGCCAGAGACAAAGCUUUUCGAGAAAUCAUUAACGACACUACCAUCUUCAAAAUGGAACUACCAGUAACAAACAAUAAGAAAGGUCGAAAUGUUGCUGUGGAAUCAAAGUGUCCUGAACUACUGGCUAAUUACUGUGAUUUGUUGUUAAGAAAAACUCAAUUGAGUAAAAAGUUGUCGUCCGAGGAGAUUGAUGAAAAACUUAAUCAUUUGUUAAUGGUAUUGAAGUAUGUGACAAAUAAGGAUGUUUUCAUGCGGUUCCAUAAAGCUCACUUGUCCAGAAGGUUGAUCCUGGAUAUGAGUGCUGACCAAGAAAAAGAGGAAGCAGUUGUGAAUAGAUUGAGGGAAGCUGGAAUGCCAGCUGAGCAUGUGAAUAAGCUAUCAAGAAUGCUCCAAGACAUUGAACUGAAUAAGGAUAUUAACAAUGCUUUCAAGAAACAUCUGCUGACGAAUAAUAAUACGAAAGCAGGUAUUCAAAAAUCCACUCCCUGA
Messenger RNA from Auanema sp. JU1783, 1578 nucleotides. The record is from the annotation of a GenBank genome assembly. Lineage: Eukaryota; Metazoa; Nematoda; Chromadorea; Rhabditida; Rhabditidae.